AGGGUUGAAUGUGAAAAUAGUGGAGUUGUAUUAUUGUUAAGUUUCUUUCUUCCUUUAAUAUGGAGUUUGGGGAGGUUUGAUAUGGAGUGUAUUUCAUUUAUUGGACGAGUUAUAGGUCUGCUUUUAAGGAAAUCAUCCAAUUCUUUUCGUUCAGUAUAGUCGAACAGAUAGAAGGGCAUUUCCAUGGAGAAUAUAUCUCCGUCACGUUUGAUCAAGCAAGAAAACAGUCCUCCAUCCAUAAUGCAUGGAAGGCAAGUUAACAUUCCUCUCAGUGUGCAUCAUUCCCCCUCUAACCAGCUCCCCUUGAUCAGUCCUCCCACACAGGAAGACCUGUGGCAUCUACCUGGACAACUGCGUAUAAACCCAUCUCUGUGGGACAAGGAGGAUGUUGGCCACUGGCUCCACUGGGCUCAGAGGGAGUAUUCACUGCGCCGGCCUGAAAAGGGACGCUUUGAGAUGAAUGGGCGAGCUCUGUGCCUGCUCACCAAGGAAGAUUUCAGACGCCGCUGCCCCAGCUCAGGCGAUGUUCUAUAUGAGAUCCUACAGUGUGUAAAACAGCAAAGGAGGAGUGUUGUCCUUGACCUCCCAAAUUCGUCUCCCUCCCUGGAAACUGGACCCAUCCAGAACCCAGUCAGCUGCCAGAUACCCCCUCAGAGUGUCCAAGAGCCUCAGCCUCCCACAGUCAAUGAAGUCCAAGAUGGGUCCGCAGCUGUCUCUCCAUUGCCCCACAACCAAGUUCAGUGUCUUCCCCAAACAGAGAGUGUAAUCCAGCAGCCGCUCAACCUGUCCAGUCGAGAGAAGCCAAGGAGCCUACUGCACAAAGCCAACGGCCGUAUCCCAGAGUGUAGACUGCUGUGGGACUAUGUGUAUCAGCUUCUGUGUGAUGACCGUUACAAAGAAUACAUCCGAUGGGAAGACCAGGACAACCUGGUGUUCAGGGUGGUGGACCCCAACGGGCUGGCGCGUCUCUGGGGAAACCACAAGGUGAGCCCCAAGGCCUGUGUGGUACAUCUUACAGGGAAAAUGAACUCAGAGAACCGAGACAAUAUGACCUAUGAGAAAAUGUCCCGGGCUUUGCGACACUACUACAAGCUCAACAUCAUCAAAAAGGAGCGAGGACAAAAACUCCUCUUCAGGUUUCUGAAACUCCCAAAGGAUACCAAGAAACCACAGGCUGACGCCGCCGAGUCUUCGGAACACUCUCUACCUCAGGACGGGGACUUUUCACACAGCAGUCCUACACAUGAGUUCAGUGAGGACCAUUUUGAGGUUUCCCCUCAUCAUGCUUCGCCACAGCAUCCACCAUAGAAAACAAAAGUAUCUAUUAGAUGUCCUAAAUACAUGUAGAAUACAACAACACAAAUGAUUACAGAAUAGAAUGGAGAUAUGUGUUCAGAAAAUUACCCAUGCAUGUACAGGUUUAACAAAAUGCAUUGUUGAGUGUAUUUUUUAAGGAAUAAUUGCACUUUGAUAUUCCAUCCAUCCAUUUUCCUCCGCAUAUCCGGGGUCGGGUCACGGUGGCAACAGGCCAAGCAGGCUGAC
Anarrhichthys ocellatus (wolf-eel) is the source of this 1542-nucleotide messenger RNA. It is a transcript of the gene etv7, whose product is annotated as ETS variant transcription factor 7. The record is from RefSeq and is a predicted model, not a curated record. Gene Ontology annotation, biological process: cell differentiation; regulation of transcription by RNA polymerase II. The transcript is spliced from 8 exons. Gene Ontology annotation, molecular function: DNA-binding transcription factor activity, RNA polymerase II-specific; sequence-specific DNA binding. Gene Ontology annotation, cellular component: nucleus. Bases 184 to 1308 code for a protein of 374 amino acids. NCBI's taxonomy places the organism in Eukaryota, Metazoa, Chordata, Actinopteri, Perciformes, Anarhichadidae.